Messenger RNA from Clupea harengus (Atlantic herring), 5816 nucleotides. It is a transcript of the gene usp8, whose product is annotated as ubiquitin specific peptidase 8. Gene Ontology annotation, molecular function: cysteine-type deubiquitinase activity. NCBI's taxonomy places the organism in Eukaryota, Metazoa, Chordata, Actinopteri, Clupeiformes, Clupeidae. The record is from RefSeq and is a predicted model, not a curated record. Gene Ontology annotation, biological process: protein deubiquitination.
AUCCAACCUACAUUCAUAAAAACGUGUGGAAGUUUAAAUGUGAAAGUUGCAUACGACUUAAUGUAAAUGUCACAUUUAACCCUGUAGUGUUUAGUGGCAGUUGCGUUCUGUCACCUACAAUAUGUUCCUUAUUUACAAUUUCUGAUAUUGCCGUGUGUAACGUGUUCUGCAGCACACUGUCAUUAAAGCGUAUCCAAGUUAAACAUCUCACGCCCCUCUGGAGUGAAAGGUACAGGAACUGUUCCGGGAAUCAACUGUUGGAGUAGCAAAAUAAAUCUCGAGGCAUGACAUUUAUGACGAGCAUGUGAGAGCAUCGACUUCUGCAGGUGAAUGUUAAGCUCAAUUUAUCCGCCAAGAUGCCGGCUGUUUCCACGGGGGCGAAAGAGCUCUACCUGUCAACGUCUCUGGGUGAACUGAACAAGAAAUCAGAAUUCAAGCCGGACAAAACCAGCACAAGGCAUUAUGUUCAGAGUGCCUGUAAGAUGUUCAAAGCUGCAGAGGAGUGUCGACUUGACAGAGAUGAAGAAAAGGCCUAUGUUUUGUACAUGAGGUACCUGACAGUUUAUGAUGUGAUUAAGAAGAGACCUGACUUCAAACAGCAACAGGAUUAUUACUUGUCAAUGCUUGGACCAUCCAGCUUUAAAAAAGCCAUCGAGGAAGCCGAGAAACUAUCAGUCAGUCUAAAGCUCCGAUAUGAGGAAGUUGAAGUACGCAAAAAACUUGAGGAGAGGGAGAAACAAGAGGAGAAGAGACGAAAAAAAGAGAAGCAAGAAAAGGAUGAGGAACGAUCUGUAUCAAAAGGGUCAACUGUCUCCAACAAAGACAAUAGGAAGGUGAAAGGGGAACAGAAUGACUCAAAAAAUGUACCAUCUAAAGCUGCUGUGCCAAUGGGAGGGAUCACUGCUGAGAAGCUCUAUCGCAUGAUGAUUGACCAGAGCCUCAGUGUCAUCGUUAUGGAUGCCAGGAGCCAGAGGGACUUUGAGGAGUCGCAAAUUCAAGUUCCGGCCCAGAGCUACAUCAGUGUCCCAGAGGAGGCCGUCUCUCCGGGGAUAACUGUAAACCAGAUUGAGGUGAAGCUUCCGGAGGCCUCAAAAGAAUUGUGGAAGCGUAGAGGUUUUGUGGAUUAUGUGGUUCUGCUAGACUGGUUCAGCUGUGUCGCAGACCUCAAACUGGGGACCACACUGCAGAGCCUGAAAGAUGCCCUUUUCAAGUGGGACAGCACCACCAUUCUCCGCAGUGAGCCCAUGGUGUUGGAGGGUGGCUAUGAGAGCUGGCUGCUCUUCUACCCCAUGUACACCACCAAUGCUAAAGUCAAGCCACCAAGACAGCAGGCCUCCAGUGCCAUCCCACAGCUGAACUUCAGCUACCCCUCCCUGGAGGAGCCCAAACCACCAGCGGCCCCUGAGCCUGAGCCGAUGGUGCAGGUGAACGGGAGAGCAGCGGAUGAGGGCCCUCUACACGAGCCAGCAGCUCCAGAGCUCUCCACUGAGGCCCCCGGUGUCCUCGAUGGGCCUGCUCCUACGGCGGCCGAGAGGACCAACAAAGCUACCCCACAGUCGCAGACUGGAGUAACGGUUAAACCAAUUCCUCAGAUUGAUCGCAGUAAAAAGCCCUCGGUCAAAAUCUCGGACGGCACCAGACCCAACGAGCCCCAAACCAAGGACUCUCAGCUGCCUCAGAACGGCCCGGUGAUGCCUGUCCGCUCGGUGAAGCCGUUCUUUGAAUCCGGCGGGCAGCUGUCGGAGGAGGAGCGCAGCCAGAUCCACGCCGAGGCGGCCGGCGUGAGUGAGAAGGCACGCUGGGAGAUGGAGCAGCGCAGGCAGGCCCAGCGAUCCCAGGAGGAGGAGCAGGACGAGAAGGAGCGCCGCGCCAAGGAGGAGAGGGAGGAGAGGCAGGAGAAAGAGGAACGGGAGAAAAAGAGGCCAGAGGAAGAGGAGGAGGAGGAGAAGAAGAAGCAACAGGAGCGGGGCAGGCUGGAGCGGCAGAAGGCUGAAGAGGAGGAUCAGGUGCGAGAGGAGAGGAUGAAGCGAGGGCAGAGGACGCAGCAUGGAGAAGCACAGCCUAAGAGUGUCUCACUGGACUCACCCAUGCCCAACAACAUCGUCAGUGAGAUCAAGCGGGAGCCUCUAACCAGAGCACGCAGUGAGGAGAUGGGACGAAGUGUUCCAGGUAUGCCAGACGGGUGGAUGAAGUUUCUGGACACAGUGACUGGUACGUACCGGUACUACCACUCCCCGACCAACCGGGUGCACCUGUACCCCCCUGAGGUGAGCGUGCCCCAGACACCCCCUUCCACGCCCAAGCAGAAGCCGUCGAAGCCCCCCGAGGUGGAGCGGGACCGCGAGCAGUCCAAGCUCAAGCGCUCCUACUCGUCCCCGGACAUCACCCAGGACCUGCGUGACGAGGGCCAGAAGAAGCCCACCCCCACACCCACCAUCAACAGAGAGACCAAGCCUAUAACUGCUAGCACAUAUGCGAAGGUUGAAAUUUCAAGACCGUCAGCAGUCAAGAUCCGUAGUCUGAACCCCACAUUCGGAGGCCUGGGUGCGUCUCUGACAGGCCUGAGGAACCUGGGGAACACCUGCUACAUGAACUCCAUCCUGCAGUGUCUGUGUAACACGCCAGUCAUGGCAGAUUACUUCAACAAGAACCGCUAUCAGGACGACAUCAACCGAGCCAACAUCCUGGGCCACAAGGGGGAGGUGGCUGAAGAGUUUGGCGUGAUCAUGAAGGCGCUGUGGUCAGGCCAGUAUAAGUGCAUCACUCCACGGGACUUCAAGAUCACCAUUGGCAAGAUCAAUGAUCAGUUCUCCGGAUACGAGCAGCAGGACUCUCAGGAGCUGCUGCUCUUCCUCAUGGACGGCCUCCACGAGGACCUCAACAGAGCGGACAACCGCAAGCGCUACAAGGAGGAGCCCAACGACCACCUGGACGACCCCAGCGCGGCCGAUCUGGCCUGGGGCAAGCACAAGCUGCUGAACGCCUCCAUCAUCGUGUCACUCUUCCAGGGUCAGUUCAAGUCCACCGUCCAGUGCCUGACAUGUCACCGCAAAUCUCGCACCUUUGAGGCCUUUAUGUACCUCUCCCUGCCCCUGGCCUCUCCCAACAAGUGCUCUCUACAGGAAUGCCUGAAGCUGUUCUCUAAAGAGGAGAGGCUGACGGACGUAAAUAAGGUGUUCUGCAGACACUGCAAAGCCCACAGAGAUUCCACCAAGAAGCUGGAGAUCUGGAAGGUUCCGCCCAUCCUGCUCGUGCACUUGAAAAGGUUUUCAUACGAGGGCAGAUGGAAGCAGAAGCUGCAGACCACAGUGGACUUCCCUCUGGAGAGUCUGGACCUGGCGCAGUACGUCAUCGGCCCCAAGCCCAGCCAGAAGGGAUACAACCUGUUCGGCGUGUCUAACCACUACGGAGGGCUUGACGGCGGCCACUACACAGCCUACUGCAGGAACAACCCCAAGCAGCGCUGGUUCAAGUUCGACGACCACGAGGUGGCGGACAUGUCCAGCUCCUCCAUCAAGUCGUCGGCCGCCUACAUCCUCUUCUACUCCUCCCUGUGAGGAGCGAGAGGUGAGCGACCCGGCGCGUGGAAGACAAAGGAGGAGACGGGUGAUUUUAAAAUGCAUGUUAGCAGCGCUGCUACUGGUGAGGAUGGCCGGCGCCUGGACCAGGGGAGCCCUCCCUCCCCCGCGGCCCUGGUGUGCAUCGAGCCGGCAUGGAAGAGCCAGAGGGGGAAGCGGCUGUGUGGAGGUGCCUCGCCUCUUCCCUGCGCCGCAGCUCGUAGAGGAUCAGCUGUGUAGAUGCUGAGCGUUCAUCUAUUUAGAACACAGUAACAGUAACGGUAGUUGAGGAGGAGGAGGAGGAGGAUGAAGGAGGACCUUUCACUUAUGCACCACGAGUGGUCGAAAGACCAGUAUUCAUUGCGCCUAGUCUGCCUGCUGAAGCUUAAACUAAGUGUUGCGCGGGGCUUCGUCCGCUGGUGCUGAGACCUCCAUUCAGCACUCUAACUCGACUCUUUCCGUUUCAGUGUGUGAUGGCCUUUUUCUGCAUUUACUUACCUUAAGCUUCCCUUUUCUGUGAAUAUACCACCAUUGAGAUUUUAAAAGCAGUAGAAUUACUUAUGUACAUACUAGUUGCAAACCUUGCACAUUUAACAUGUACAUAUAACCAAGGGAGAGUUGUUUAUUUAUUUAUGAAGUGACCAAAUCUGUUAGGAGAAGUUGUAGCCUCUCAUAACCUAACUGUCUGCUGUUGGCUUCCAAAGCCAAGUCAGAAAUCUUUCCCAUCAAGCUUUCUCUUAUAAGGGCAGUCUCCGAGGCAUGAAAUCAAACACAAAUUUGGGUACAAUGUGAUCUUUCUUUUUUUCUGAGCCACUGUAUUUGAGUUGUACCCUUCCAUGACAUCCUGUCUGAAAACACUGCCAUCAUAUUAGGUUGUUUAGAUGCACUAUUUCUUUCUUGAACCUGUAAUGUGAUGAAACACAAUUAUAUAAUAAUAAUACUAUUGUGAGCAGAAUCAUUUAGCUUACCCAGAGGAAAAUGAAAUGCAAAAACAGCUGCUACUAUGAAGUAUCCAUCAGAGAGGUCUGUCAUGUCUUGGCAGCUGAUGCUGUGCCACGCUCCUACUAGAAGCACUCAUAAUGCCCCACAGCCAUCUGUGUACUCCAUGCACAGGCCAGACAGUAUAACAGUGUACUGUUACACAGUAAAGAGGAAGUCAGUAAUGCCCACGCCUUUCCCAAGGCGCAGUAACUGGAGCAUUAACAUCACUAGAAACGAGAAGAUCAUCAAAUCUGCAGCAGAUAGUUUGCAUUAUGACAAAAGCCGGUUGUGUUUUUUUGUGCUUUAGUAAACGCAGUAAGAUAACUGCCACGUUUUUCGACUUAAUCUUUUCAUAUAAAUCUUUUGCAUAUAGAACAGUAAGCUUAGAAGGUAAAUACUUGCAAUUCAUCUUAAUCUAACUCGACAGUAAAAACAUUGUCAACCCCAGUUGUUGAUUUGAGUAAUGAGAGAACAGAAUUUUCAUGUCUUGGAAGUACUACAUCUGUUCGGCUUUUGGGUUCUUCAUACUUUGAUUUCAAAAGUACACAGACAGUGCUCCCGGUACUUCACCAUCAGGAGCAGGUUAUAACCUCAGCUUCACAUACAUAAACAGGUUAUAACCUCAGUCUCACCUACAUAAACAGUUCAUAACUACUGGGAGAGGCAGACAUCAAACCGACUGCUUGAGGAACCGACCCCUCCAGGAUGAGCCUUGUUUGUAGAAGGGUGCACUGCUUGUGUCGAAUCGGUGUACUGGGUCCCCUAAUCUAGCUGGGCUCCAGCAGCAGUCUUCCCACAUAGAUGACACUAUCUAUCUCCCCCUGUGUUUCAAUGGGACAUUGGGACACAGGAAGUUCAUAUGGACUCUGGAGCUCCCAGCACACUGUGAGUCACCAGUCAUUCAGCCUUUAACACUCACUGGUCAGUCAUUUUAGUGGUUUAACUUAGUGGCAGUGGAGACUUCCUCUUCCUGGAGAUAAGCGUGCUGUGGAGCCAGACGUCUGUCAGUGUGGCCAGUUCAGUGAGCAGGAAGCACAAGUCCUCCAUUAGAAUCUAUUUGGUCAUCGAUAAAAGUUCAAAGUGAAAUGAUAUGAGUCCCACAUCACUUUUAGCAUGAAGCAUGGAAUUAUAUUUCUGUUUUAUGUAGGGGUUUCAUUUGAUUUCUUGAAUUAUCUGUUGUUGUUUUUUUUCCUCCAUUACCAUUGACAUAUAUUAACCUCAAACAUUUAAAUGUAUCUAUUAAUCCAAUUGUUAAAAUAAAGGAAAGUGAAACAUUAA